AUAUUAAAAUAAAAAAUACUUUGAAAAUAGUAUAUUUUGGUUUAUUUGGUUUUAUAUUGUUGAGGAAUAUUUGGUAAAAAGUGAAAGGAUUUUACGGAAGUGACGUUUUAUUAAUAGUGUUUAAAGUGCUGUUUAAGGUCGAAUAUAAAGAUUCACCAGAAAAUAAAUCAAAAAUGCACGUAAAACCGUUGUUGGCAAUACCCGUGUGUUUAUUUGGUAUCUUCGUGUUUUGGAUAACCGGUUCCAGCGGUCUUUUCAUCCCAAACCUGUCAGAGCGUUGCUACAGAUGCCUGUGCUAUGUCUCAACCCUGUGCGACAUGGCUCAUGGCUGCACAGGAGGCUACUGCGGACCCUUCAACAUUUCGAGGGUCUACUGGGUUGAUGCUGGCAUGAUUACCUUGCCUGAUGAUGACCCGGAGAGGAAUCAUGCCUGGUCGGACUGCGCCAGGAGUUAUCACUGCGCCAAAAGGAUCAUUGAAGGAUAUUUACAGAAGUUCGGAAAGGACUGCAACGGUGAUGGCGUAACGAACUGCUUUGACUACAUGAUGGUGAACGGCAACGGGGGCUAUGGGUGUACGGCACCAUUGAACGGCUCAGUCAAUGGGAGACGAUGGCUCAAACGCUACGAAGAGUGUCGGAUAUAAGACUGAUAAUGCAAUGAUUACUACUUAAAUACUUACUUACAUCCAAACUAAUAUUAUAAAUGCGAAAGUAACUCUGUCUGUCUGUCUGUCUGUCUUUCUGUCUGUCUGUCUGUCUUUUCUUCACGCCUAAACUACUGAACCGAUUUGUGUGAAAUUUGGUACAGACAUAGUUUGAAACUUGAGAAAGGACAUAGGAUAGUUUCUAAUACAAAAAAAAAUAAAAAUAAAAUUAUUCC
Molecule: messenger RNA, 880 nt
Organism: Helicoverpa armigera (cotton bollworm)
Lineage: Eukaryota; Metazoa; Arthropoda; Insecta; Lepidoptera; Noctuidae
Product: lysozyme
Exons: 5
Coding region: 174-644 (156 amino acids)
Molecular function (GO): lysozyme activity
Source: RefSeq, a predicted model, not a curated record